AUGAUUUCUCCACAAAGCUUGCGCACCGUCUCUGGCAAGACCGAUACCAAAAUGCCCAAUUUCUCCUGCAUCCUGUACGCGCUGCGCGUGACCCACCGGGCGCAGGUGAACGGGGACUUGGUGCACUUCAAGAAGGACAAGAGGCGCGUGGUGGUAGCCGACCAGUACCGGAGACCCCGCGGGAACACGACAGCCGGGAACACGACAGCCUCGCCGUCCACAACCACCUCAGGGCAGCAGCCCAGCUCCAGUCCGCAAGCGCCCCAGAGCCGCGCCAAGAAGUGGGCCCAGUUCAUCUGCGGGAAGCACGGGGUAGAGAUCGUCUCGGAGCACAACCAGGGCAACGGCCGCAUCCGCUUCCCGGUGGUGCCCGGCAAGGCCCGCACCGUCACCGUCCUGGUGCAGAACCAUGGGGCCGAGGCCGUGACGCUGCGGCGGUGCCAGCCCCGGCGGCGCCUGCGGGAGUUCUCCUUCACAGACGAGCAAGGGGUGACACAGGGCCAGUCCCUGCUGCUGCACCCAGGCAGCUCGUACCCCAUCCAGGUGCGGUGCCUGGCCACCUGCAAUGGCUACUUCCACACCGUGGUGGUCUUCGAGUUCACCAAGGAACCAGACAAGCCCUUCAGCAUCGGGCGCUUCAUCGCUGCCAUGGCUGAGAGCCAGCUGGCCAAGGACCUGGGGCCCUCGGAGCCUUUCCAGCCUUACCAGGCCAGCCUCCAGCACCCCGUCACCAUCAUCACUGAGGAUGGCAUCCCCCCCGACAGCUCCCUGAAAAACCAACUGGAGAGCGAAAUCCCUCUGGACACCUACCAGUACCCGCAGAGCCUCAAGGACGCGAUCCUGCACGGCCCCAGGGCCAGCUCGGGCUGGGCCACCAUGCAGUCGCUUCUGGAGGCCCCUCUGCAGCCUGAGAACUACCAGCAGAAGUUCCAGCUGCUGCUGCACCUGGAGGAGAUCCAGAUGGAGGUGGACAUCCGGCGCUACGACAUGCAGGACGUGACCAUGGUGCAGGACAGGGCGCUGCUGGUCCUCGACGUGCCCGGCGUGGCCGAGAGCCGCCCGUCCGUGCUGAAGGGGGAUCACCUCUUCGUCCACCUGAGCAGCGAGCGGGACCGCUCCCCGCUCGUCCAGUACAAGGGCUACGUGCACAGUGUGGAGCUGGAGAAGGUCCGGCUGGGCUUCUCCUCCAAGUGA
This is a messenger RNA of Athene cunicularia (burrowing owl), 1194 nucleotides long. RefSeq names its product Mov10 RISC complex RNA helicase (gene MOV10). The coding region runs from base 1 to 1194 and encodes 397 amino acids. The transcript is spliced from 8 exons. The record is from RefSeq and is a predicted model, not a curated record. NCBI's taxonomy places the organism in Eukaryota, Metazoa, Chordata, Aves, Strigiformes, Strigidae.